Messenger RNA from Phycodurus eques (leafy seadragon), 3253 nucleotides. RefSeq names its product solute carrier family 39 member 4 (gene slc39a4). Lineage: Eukaryota; Metazoa; Chordata; Actinopteri; Syngnathiformes; Syngnathidae. The record is from RefSeq and is a predicted model, not a curated record. The coding region runs from base 132 to 2228 and encodes 698 amino acids. Gene Ontology annotation, cellular component: membrane. Gene Ontology annotation, molecular function: zinc ion transmembrane transporter activity. The transcript has 12 exons. Gene Ontology annotation, biological process: intracellular zinc ion homeostasis; zinc ion import across plasma membrane.
AUCCUCAAGUCUGAUAAGGGCCGGCGGCAGCGUCUUUUCGACUCAAGUUUGGUCUAAAACUCCAACAGAACCGGAUGAGGCGCCACUUGUUCGCGAUAAUUGCAGCUUGAACUCUCUCGCUGGAAGCUAAGAUGAAAAAGUUUGGCCGAGCGCUGCUCGUUCUCUCGGCCCUGACAAGUUGGUGUGCGCUCGGUUGCGCUUCGGUGUGUCCCGCCGUGGAGGAGGCGUUCGGAUCCGUGGUCAGCCUGCUGCGCCCCGGGCAGCAGCACCCGCUUCUGGGCGAGGACUCGCUCGUCGCUCUCUUUAAUACACUGGAGAACCGUGUGCAGUGUGGACAAGUGCCGUGUGGAAAGUGCAACCUAACAGAUGCCGUUCACCAGCUGAUCCACAAUCACAGCGACCAUCGGCAGGGAGGCGGCGAAGAAGAUCACGCCUUUGACGGGUCGGGAUUUACUGCCCUCGCCGCUGGCUGCAUCCUGUACCUGUCCUCUCCUGACACGGUGUGCACCGUGGCGGGCCAGGGGAGGUGGGGGCAGGAGGUAGAACACUUCUUGGAUGGAAUCGCAAGCGGGAAUUCCCAUGAGCAUCACCAUGAGGAAGAUGAGGAGGGGGAGGAGGGCGCGCCGUGCCACGGGCGUGAAUAUCAGCACAUGGGCCUUCGUGGAUUAGAAGGUGUGCUCGGACAACUUCUGAAGCACUAUGAGUCAUCAGACAUUGAGAGCUGCGUCGAAGCAAGCGACGUCAUGUCGGAGGUCGGCGCCCCAUCAGCGGAGCAAACCCAGGCGGCGGGUGCAGUUCUGGGCCGGGUCCUGUAUCACGCCCUGCGAGGUCGAUGCUUUCAAUCGCUCCCUGAGGAGAGCUUCUUCCUGGAUUACAUCAUGCACCGACUGGGCUCUGAGAAUUUCACCAUCGCAGACCUGGAAGCUGUCAUGAAGUCUCUGGACGUCGGACCCAGCUUGGAGUGGAGCCAUGGACCCGAGGAGGACGAGCACGCGCACGAUGAUCACGAUCAUGGCAGGCGACGCCAACAUUCGGAAGCAAACGGCACCUGGGAGGAGCACUGUUUUUCUGCGCACGAACUGGUGCUGAUCCACGGCCUGGGAGGGAAGUCCCCCACCCUGGGUCGCUCUGACCUGGCCCGGCUUAGCCCGGCUCUGAUCCAGCAGAUCCUGAGCGGGGCCUGCGCCGCCUCGCACCCGGCGAAACCAGACGAGCUCAGCAAAACGGAGAGGUACCUGUACGCAACCCUGGCCAACGCGGUCAUCACGUUGGCGUCCAUGUUCGGCAUCGUGCUGCUGCUGUGCACGUCGUGCACCGGCGUUUUCCAGCUGUGCAUCCAGUUCUGCAUCAGCCUGGCCGUGGGCUCGCUCUCGGGGGACGCCUUGCUGCACCUGCUGCCCACGUUUCUGGGCCUGCACGUGCACUCGGACGAAGCCGGCGGCAGUGGGCUGAGGCACGACCAGCAUGGGCAUCAACAGCCGGAGGUGUCGGACUACGUGUACAAGAUGCUGGUGGUGAUGGCUGGCAUCUACUACUUCUACUUGAUGGAGACGGUCUUCAACAUCGUCACGCACAGACAUCACCAUCACGGGGACGAAUCUGAGGAUCACCACUGCGACCACGGACGUGUUCUAGAGAUGUAUCAACAGGAGAGGAAACAAAAAGACAAAUUGCACUCAACUUCCAAAGCAGACCUGGUAAAAGAGGAGGAGGAGGAGCAUGAACGCAACCUUCACAGGUCCAGAGAGCGGACCAGAGAAAAACGGCUGCUGCCUUACAUGAUCACCUUAGGGGACGGCAUCCACAACUUCGCCGACGGCCUGGCGAUGGGCGCCGCCUUCUCGCUCUCGUGGAAAUCCGGACUAGCCACGUCGCUGGCCGUCCUCUGCCACGAGCUGCCUCACGAGCUAGGCGAUUUCGCCAUCCUUCUCCACAGCGGCAUGUCGGUGCGCCGGGCGCUGCUCUUGAACCUCGCCAGCGCCAUGACGUCCUUCGUGGGCCUCUACAUCGCCCUGAGCGUAGCCACCGACCUGGCCACCACGCAGUGGAUCGCCGCCCUCACGGCGGGCCUCUUUCUCUAUGUGGGCUUGGCCGACAUGCUGCCCACCAUGAUCCACAUCAAGUCCAAGAGGCCGUGGCUGAUGUUGGCGGUGCAGAGCGUUGGCCUGCUGAGCGGCUGGGGCAUCCUCCUGCUGCUGUCCCUCUACGAGGAGAGCUUCAGCUUCUAGCAGCCUUGACCCUGCUUUGGUCUCAACACGAACAAGGAUCACUUGUUUUCUAGGAUGUUAAAUGUUUUAAAUGUUUAAAAAAAAAAAAAAAAAACUCUUGCAGACACAUUGUGCAAAAGUCUUUGCCUGCAGUUGGAUUUGUUGUUUCAGCAAUGUUGUAAUGACGAGUGGUGGUCAAAGUACAGCCCGUGGGCCACACAUUGCCCGCUCUGCUCUUUAAUCCGGUCCAAUUAACAUUAGUUUCAGUUUUUUUCCGUAUGAAAUUAAUUUAAUAAAAAUAGGUCUUAUUUUUUUGCAUUUAGUUGCAAAUCAUUUGUUCAUUCAUGUAUUAGUAAAAUGACCAUGAAUUAUUGCAUUAUAAAAAUACCAAAUUACAUCAUGUGCAAAAAUAAGUACAACAAUUAUUUGCAAAGCAAAUUAUUUGCUUUUUGCAAUUAUUUGCUUUUUGCAAAGCAAAUAAUUGUUUAGUUAAUUACAAAUGAUCAACAAUACACCUUAAAAAUGAAAAUUAGUUUUCAAUAAACCCAUUUAAAUUUUUGUAUUGUAGAGAAUAAUUGGUUAAUUAUAUAUUAUGAAUGUUUUUUUAAAGAUGAGCUUGAAUCAUUAUUUUAUCAUUAAAAUAAAUUAACAUUAAAUACAAAAAAAAUAAAAUUGCAUGCCUCGGUAGGUGCUACUGUUUUUGGUUAGCAACACAGGGACCCCACAGUCAGUCUACUGUAAUACUAAUCGUCUUUAAAGACGCCGCUUGCCGUUAAAACUGCGCAGAGAACUCGUUUAAUCUCCACACUUGAAUUUAUAUGAGGGCUGUUUACAUGCUUAGUAUGUGCUGCUGUUUUGGUUAGCGACUGAGUUCAAAAGGGCUCAGCAUCAAACUUGUUCACGUGUGAAAAAUGUCACAAAAAAUUGGCAUUUGAACAGGGCUGUGUAGAUUUUUUUACCCACCGUAAAAUCUCAUUAUACAAUCUCAUUGUACUGUAUUGUUUAUCAUUUGUAUUCAUUUGAGAUAUAUUUUAAAAUGUUUGCAU